AUGGCUAUGACACCUGUCCAGCCUACGCCGAUCACCCGCACUCCAGACAUUGCCUUUCUAACAAACGCAAAAUUGACGCCUACGUUCUUGCCCCUUAUGCUGCUUUUUUUGUCCGUGCUUUUGACUAAGGGCUUUCCGAUAGUAGCACAAACCAAACCCGGUGGUGGUGCGACGAGUAGCGGUGGCCAACAAUCAAUACCAUGGAAACUCUCCCUGAAGGCAGACAAUUCAAAUGAGGGCGAACCCGCCAACAAACCCUCCGGUUCUCGGAAAAGACGAGGACGGAAAGUCAACGGCCACGACCCGCACGACCAUUAUUCAUCUGGGAAUUCAACCGCGACUGCUCCUGCAGAAGCAGUAGCCGAGUCAAACAAAAAUAAAGAAAUGAUGGAAGGCUUGCUCAAGCGUGUGACUCAACUUGAGCAAAUGGUCGCUCGGCAGUCGGUGGAGGUUAGACGUCUCAAGGAAGAGUGCAAGGAUUUGACCGAAGCGGCUGCAGCUUUUGCUCGUGUGGUGGAACUGUUGCGGGAUGCUGGUCUUCAAACAGGUGGUAGCCCUAAGGACCUGCAACAAAAAGAGGUUGAUGACAAGCAGGCUGCAAUGGAAGCCAAUUCAGAGAAACGGAUCAUUGAGUAUUUUGACGACUCAGAAAUCCUCGGUAAGGCGCCUGCUUCCGUAAUCGAAGCGGCGGACGCCGCGGGUUCCGCCAUCCUGGCCAUGAUGCUAGGCGGCAAGCAACGUAUGUUAGUUGACGUGCGAGACGCCGAGCUUUCUCGUGAUCCCGAGACGCUGGUACAAUUCAUCGAGCUCGCCAUUUUACCCGUCGCGGCCGGUUUGGAAGGUCUCAAAUCACAGCGGAACCGGCUCAAAAUUGUUUUUCCUACUGUAUCCCAACUGCUAGUCUAUCGGAAGACUAUGGCAUUGGCAGCGCCAGAAGUAGUUGCGUUGAGCACAUUUGGAUUAGAACCAGUCGAAAAGCAGGAUAAUUUGGUCGUAAUCGUUGCGCCCUCACCUGAUGACGAAGAAGGUUUGAUGGCGAUGAACGAACUACUGCAUCCGACGGAUCCCAACAGAAUAUCGAUAAAGCAGCCAGUGGUUAUUUUAAAUCACCAUAUGGUCCCCAUUUCUGGACCUGUCGCUGAUUUUGAGGUAGCUUACCACUUAAGGCUUCUAUCAGUUCAAUACAUGUCCGGUAAUGACGGUGCAGCGCAGGAAUACUUCAAGCAGUUUGAAGGAUCCGCUCCUCCAUUACCUGUAAAUACGCCGAGAAAUGAGACCGGCGAGAAAGAUUCCGCGGCCGAUGCAAACGCCACAACAAUAGCUGACACAGACGAUUUUGAUCGUCCCGGUGACGCCUUGUUGGAAGCUGCCAUGGAGCAUGCCCAACAAGUUGGUAUGUCGCAAGGAGUGACUAGGGCCAUGGUGAUACGGGCCUAUCCUAAACCGUGGCACGUCUUUGUCGAUACAUCGCCUGGCACCGACGCAGACUUUGUUGUGGCGGCGACCUAUGACAACGAACCGUCACCACAAGAAGUCAAUAUAGCGAUUGUGGAGUGUCUAGAGGGCAGCGAGCGGGAAGAUGAGCUAGUGGCACAGCAAAUGCAGGAAGCUCUUGAGUCGGGACAAUUGGAUAGGGUCUCGAAGAUGUUGGAAAUGCUGGAUUUGGAAGACGGUGAAGAAGACGAAGAUGAUGAAGGUGACAGCGCUUGGGGUCUCUUUGGCGAAGACACUGUUUGA
Phaeodactylum tricornutum CCAP 1055/1 is the source of this 1737-nucleotide messenger RNA. RefSeq lists its product with no specific name. Lineage: Eukaryota; Bacillariophyta; Bacillariophyceae; Surirellales; Neidiaceae. The transcript has 2 exons. The coding region runs from base 1 to 1737 and encodes 578 amino acids. The record is from RefSeq and is a predicted model, not a curated record.